Aegilops tauschii subsp. strangulata is the source of this 885-nucleotide messenger RNA. The record is from RefSeq and is a predicted model, not a curated record. Lineage: Eukaryota; Viridiplantae; Streptophyta; Magnoliopsida; Poales; Poaceae.
AUGCGCCUCAACCCAACUAUCUACCGCAACUCAACUCAACCCCUUGAUGCUGAUGACUGGCUCCGCGACAUCAUGUAUGAAAUGGAGUUUGCUAGUGUUGCCCCUGCCAGCUAUGUCACCUUCGCAUCCUUCUUCCUCAAGGGUCCUGCUGCUCAAUGGUGGGACAGCCACAGUUGUACCCUACCUGCUGGAACAGUCAUCACUUGGCUGGAUUUCCAAGCUGCCUUUCGUGCCCGCUUCAUUCCUCAGGGAAUCAUGGACAGGAAGAAGCGAGAUUUCCGUAACCUCACCCAAGGCAACAAGUCUGUAGAUGCUUAUCAACGGGAAUUUCUGGACUUGUCACGUUAUGCUAAAGAAGACAUUGCAACUGAUGCUCGUAAGCAAGAGAAGUUUCGUGAUGAACUUCACCCUGAUAUCAAGCUAGCACUGCUCGUUCAUGACUUUGCCGACUUCGCCACAUUGGUGAACAAGGCCAUUCAUGUUGAGAUUGGUCUUCAGGAACACCAGGGAUCCCUCAGGCGCAGCCGUGAUGCUGGCUCAUCUUCGGGCCCAGACAGCCUCUUCGAACUGUACCACCUCGAGCCCCUGCUCCCGAUCCCAAUGAUGCGAAGCCGGGCACAUGAGAAGGCUACCAUCGCCUCAACUAACUCUCAUCAGUCUAAAUCCAUCCAUGAAAGCCAGGUGGUUCCGGGCAUUAAACCAGCUUUACAUACUGAAGCACCAGGUGAACCCACCCCGAUAUCGAACUUUGCUGGCCACGGUAAUGCAGAUGCAGAUGGUAAUGAGCAGAAUGUUGUUCAUCUCGGCACCGAUGAACCGCUAUCUCAAAGAUGUCAUGCAGUAAAAGCAGCGGAGGAUGUUGGUGCCUGCACCGACGACCCGUGA